Hansenula ciferrii is the source of this 2055-nucleotide messenger RNA. RefSeq names its product Skt5p (gene SKT5). The transcript has a single exon. The coding region runs from base 1 to 2055 and encodes 684 amino acids. Lineage: Eukaryota; Fungi; Ascomycota; Saccharomycetes; Phaffomycetales; Wickerhamomycetaceae. Gene Ontology annotation, molecular function: protein binding. The record is from RefSeq and is a predicted model, not a curated record.
AUGUCUGUCGCAUCUUCAUCCCAUCCUUAUAGACAGCAAGUACGCCCAUCACAGGAUAACCAAUCUACAGCAGGUCUGUUGAAGGAAACAUCUGUGCUAUUAGCCAACAGGGUCAAAGCUCAUCAAAAUAACAAUAUGGAUAACUCAUCACCUCAAUAUUCAAACCCAAGCUCUGGAAAUACAUAUCAAAGUGCCACUCAAAGUAUCAACAACUAUGAACAGGGCGGUUUUAUUCAAGAUGAUGUUCCAGGUGCACCACCUGUACCAACUGCUGAAGCUUAUCAUGAAGUUCCUCAAAUUUCAGCUCAACAAGAUUAUCAACAACAAUAUCAACAAGAUUAUCAACAACAAUACCCACAACAACAAGGUCAACAAAUCAAAGAAACUUUUGUAUUUGCUGAUCCAAACCACCAACAACAACAACAAGUUCCAUAUAUUCCACCUCCACCAACUAUCCAAUCUCAUAACAUGGUUAAUAGUAAUGGGGUUCCAACUCCAAGAUCUUCAGUUGAUUCAGCAGGUACAAACCAAAGACAAGCAAUUUUCAAUAAUCAUCAAGUAAAUGAUAGUUCAAGUACAACAUCAAUCCCAAGAGCUCCUGAUACUCCAGUUGGUGCUCGCUCUUUCAGUUCCCCUCCAAUUCAACAUUUAUCAUUAGAUUAUCAAACAAGAUCUGAAGAAAAUCUAAGUUCAAGAUCACAAAGUCCUCCAAAUUCUCAAGGUUAUUCAACCGUUUCAUCUAAAAAACAUAAUAGAGCUUCAAAAUCUGUUGAUUUGUCACAUCUUUAUCUUUUGGAUAGAAAUGAAUCUACUCAUUUCACUUUAACAAAUGAAAGUUUAAGUGAUGUUUCACAAAAUUUAAUUAGACAAUACCUUGGUGAAAAUUCAUCUUCAUCUUUAUUGCCAAGAAUGAAAACCAUAGAAAUGUAUCGUAAAAAUGUCAAAAAAUCAAAUGAUCCAAAAGUUUUAUUUCAAUAUGCUCAAUAUAUGUUACAAACUUCAUUAACUAUUGAUAACACAAGACCAGAUGCAACAAAAGAAGAAGUUGACUUAAAGAAACAAUUUUUAAAAGAAGCUGUUCAUUAUUUGAAAAAAUUAUCUGAUAAAGGUUAUAUAGAUGCUCAAUAUUUAUUAGGUGAUGCUCAUAGUUCAGGUGCAUUGGGAAAAAUUGAUAAUAAGGAAGCAUUUAACCUUUUCCACGUUGCAGCUAAACAUGGUCAUGUUGAAUCAGCUUAUAGAACUUCUUAUUGUUAUGAAGAAGGUUUAGGUGUGGGCAGAGAUUCAAGAAGAGCAUUAGAAUUUUUGAAAUUUGCUGCAUCUAAAAAUCAUCCAGCUUCAAUGUAUAAAUUAGGUGUUUAUUCAUUUCAUUCAAGAAUGGGUCUUGCUGAUAAUGUCAACGUCAAGAAAAAUGGUAUUCAAUGGUUAUCAAGAGCAACUUCAAAAGCUAAUGAAUUAACUAAUGGUGCUCCAUAUGAAUUGGCUAAAAUUAAUGAAAAAGGGUUCUUAGAUAUUGUUAUUCCAGAUCGUAAAUAUGCAAUGGAAUUAUAUAUUCAAGCUGCUUCAUUAGGUCAUAUAAAGAGUGCUGCAAUUUUGGGUAAAGCUUAUGAAUUAGGUGAUGAAGUGAUACCUCAAGAUGCUGAUUUAUCUAUUCAUUAUUAUACACAAGCUGCUCUGGGUGGGGAUGCUGAAUCAAUGUUAUCAUUAUGUGCCUGGUAUCUGGUUGGUAACCCACCAAAUUUGGAAAAAGAUGAAAAAGAAGCAUUCCAAUGGGCUUUAAGAGCUGCAAAUCAAGGUUUACCAAAAGGCCAAUUCGCUGUUGGUAACUUCUUUGAAAAAGGGUUAGGUAUUGAAAAAGAUUUAAAUACAGCUAAACAAUGGUAUGAAAAAGCAGCUCUGAAUCAUGAUGAAAGAGCUCAAAAUAGAUUAAACAAAUUAAAUGGGGUUAAUAUUCAAUACAACAACAAAACAAUAAAGAAAUUAAGAAAAAAAGCAUCUUCAGGAUCAAUUGAUAAACUGGCACAAGAAGAAAAAGAUAAGAAUUGUAUUAUAAUGUAA